UUAAUGGGCCGAACUGGGCCGGCUAUAAUUCUAUCAAAGACCUCCUUUAAUAACUUGUGUUUUAUUUUUAUUUCCGUUUUAUGCGUCUUAAUUUGUAGGGGUCGAAGCGGCGAGCAAUGGCCGGAGAGGAGCGGGAGGCAGUGGAGAUCACCGUCAAAACGGUCGGCCCCGCCCGACCUACCAGAGUCCGAGUCCCCUCCCCCAUCAAGGUCGCGGAUUUGAGGAGAUUGGUUGCCGCGGAGUUUCGGCUGCCGGCGGAGCGAUUGAAGCUUGUUCUGAGAGGUAAGACACUUCGGGACAAGAAGGAGAAGAAUGAUGGCGACGAGGAUGUGGUAAUCAAUUUAGAUGGUGGUGAUUCUCUUAUAGUAGCUGUGGUGCCUAAGCCUCCUGCAAGGCAUCUUCGUGAUGGUGAUGAUGAUGAUGAUGAAGAAUUGAAAUUUCAAAUUCCACAGUCAGCAAACUGGUUGAAGAAGAGAAUUUUCUUGUUUCUUCAUCAGAAAUUGAGAUUGCCUGACAUCCUCUUGAUGGCAAUUUUCUCUAUCAGUCUAAAGGCAUGGAUUGGUAUCAUUCUGUGGUUCUUAUUGGCUCCAGUUGCUCAGAAAUGGGAUAUAGGACCCAUCUAUAUACUUAUCACUGGAUUUUUAAUUAUUCUUCUGAAUCUUGGAAAGAGACAACAUGGUGACCUAAGUGCAUACUCAAUAUUCAAUGAAGAUUUCCGGGAGCUUCCUGGCACGCUUAAUGCAGAUCGACUGGACAGAGAUAUCAGGGCUGGCCAGUUUUGACCUCUUCGGUACCCUGCCACCCGUAAGUCCAGGGUUUGUUUAUACAUGAGAAGAACUUACAUAUCAGUUGUAUGUUCGAACUGUAUGGUUUUCUUAAAUGAUCUUACUCAACGUCGGAAUUUUAGCAACCAAAGGCAGUCAUCAAUUGAGCUACAAGUGGUUUGAUCAAAGAUGGGAACGGUAAAUGGCAGUUCUUCUGAACUCGACUGUCUCACUAAUAGUUGGAAAUUUCCACCCUGAAAAUUUGUGUGGCCUAUUGAUCCAAGUGAGACAUACAUAGAUCUUACUGUUGGAACAGACUUUAAAGAUUGUGUUUAUCCUGUUCGACUGUUUAUUGAGUGGAGUGUGGAGUUCUUGCAUAUUGCUUUCACUUAGCUAGGAACUGACUGUUUUGCAUGUUUAAUGAAAUUUUGGCAAUGAAGAUUGUUCUCGGAUGA
This is a messenger RNA of Musa acuminata subsp. malaccensis (wild Malaysian banana), 1219 nucleotides long. RefSeq lists its product as uncharacterized. Gene Ontology annotation, molecular function: protein binding. The record is from RefSeq and is a predicted model, not a curated record. Lineage: Eukaryota; Viridiplantae; Streptophyta; Magnoliopsida; Zingiberales; Musaceae.